AUGAGAAUAGGAGAUGAGAGUACUUCAGAAAAUGAUUUAGAUAUGUAUGGCAUUUCAAAAUCUUAUUCAUAAACUAAAUUACCAAAUUAAAGUAAUAAUUCUAAAGAAUAGACACAAAAAAAUGAGAUUGUAAUUGUUACAUAAAAUUUAGAUAAAUAAAAAAAUAUAAUCAAUGAGAGAUGAUUUAUAAGGUUCUAUCUCUUUGAAUGAUUUAAAUAUCUUAGGACUUUAAGAUUAUUAUUUGGGAUCAGGUGAUAAUCAUUUAGAAACAAAACCUAAAAUAAAUUAAGAAAAUCAUGAAAGUCCAGGAAUGGAUUUUCAAUAAAAUGAAUAAUUUAACACUACAUUAGAUCAAUUAGGUUCAAAAUUAAAUGAAGUGAUUGGUCAUUAUCUUAAUGAACUCACUAAUUAACCAAGAUUAUCUUUAGAUUCGUUUUCCUUGUAAAAUAGUGAAAAUUUAGAUGAAGAACAAUAAUAAUAGAUUUUAGAUUUUGAACUACAAGCAAUGAGAUAACGUAUAUAUAAAGUAAGAUAAUUUAUUAAUUUCUAAAGCAAAUUGUAGAUAAAAUUAAUCUUUCUGUUAUCCAAUCUGUGUAAUCUUUUGGCUCAUCUUGUUAAUUGAAUUCAUAAUCUAAUAUUAUAUCAACUGCCUUUUCUAAAGAAUUAAUCAAUAGUACAACUCAUUUAUCUUAAAUUUCAUAAAUAACCCCGCCAAAAACGUAAUCAUAUUCAAUCUUUGAUUUGUAAUAAUAACUACAUCAAAGUAUUCAUUGUGUCCAACCAAAAGUAAACAAAAAGAUUGAAGAUUAACCCAUUCAUAUAACUGAAAGUGAAACAUCUAAAGAGGAAUUAUAAAAUAAACUUAAAAUUUCUUUAUCUUUAAAUUAUUAAUAACAAUAGGUCAAUAAUUAACUUAAAGAAGAACUUUCAAAAUUGGAAGUAUUUAUUUAAAUAUUAUAUAUAUAAGAAAAAGAAUUAAAUUUCAGAUAAUAGUGAAGAUGGAGAUCAAAAUCCCUUAUUAAUAGAAAAUUAAAGAUUAAGAGAAGAAAAUGGAAAAUUGAUCGAAUUCAUUUAGAAUAGAAUAUGCGAUUAAUGUAAAACUAUUCCAAAGAAUUUUUGA
Molecule: messenger RNA, 1120 nt
Organism: Paramecium primaurelia
Lineage: Eukaryota; Ciliophora; Oligohymenophorea; Peniculida; Parameciidae
Source: the annotation of a GenBank genome assembly